AGUACAAAAGCCGAAAUCUCAUCAACACUACAUGUGAUGAAUCGACGGGUACCGAGCGCAGUUUGCGUCAAGGAUAUGCGCGCAGCGAGAGCUGUUAUCGCAAAUCUAUCGCCGGAUGAACGAAUACGGCUGCAAAAUGCUCUGAUGGAUAGCAGUCAUUCUUGCACACAAAUCAACCUUCGUAACACCCUAAAUGUUCAGUUGAGCCGUGAACAGAGCAAACAGCUUUUCAUUGUCAAUACGUUACCGUUUAUUGGUUUCGGUUUCUUGGAUAAUUUCUUAAUGAUCGUUGCGGCUGAGUAUAUUGAACAUUCAUUAGGUAUGGUUCUUGCCGUUUCAACGAUGGCUGCCGCUGGCUUAGGGCAUAUUGUAGCAGAUUUGGCCGGGAUCGGAUUAACACAUUAUGUGGAAUAUAUCGUCUCUAAACUAGGCGUCAAGCGACCGGUUCUUACGGCAGAACAGCUGCAUUCAUCGAUGGCCAGGAAAGUGAUCAAUUUAAGUCGCACAUUCGGACUUGUUAUUGGAUGUUUGAUUGGAAUGUUUCCGUUAUUAUUUUAUAAGGACCCUAAGAGUUCAUGA
Molecule: messenger RNA, 579 nt
Organism: Anisakis simplex (herring worm)
Lineage: Eukaryota; Metazoa; Nematoda; Chromadorea; Rhabditida; Anisakidae
Source: the annotation of a GenBank genome assembly